Messenger RNA from Hippocampus comes (tiger tail seahorse), 1401 nucleotides. Its product is annotated as protocadherin beta-5-like. The record is from RefSeq and is a predicted model, not a curated record. The annotation marks the transcript as partial. Gene Ontology annotation, molecular function: calcium ion binding. Gene Ontology annotation, cellular component: plasma membrane. Gene Ontology annotation, biological process: homophilic cell-cell adhesion. NCBI's taxonomy places the organism in Eukaryota, Metazoa, Chordata, Actinopteri, Syngnathiformes, Syngnathidae. The transcript has a single exon.
AAUGACAAUGCCCCUGAGAUUGAAGUGACGUCAUUUUCCAGUUCCAUUACUGAAGAUUCCAUACCUGGGACUACAGUUGCUCUUAUCAGUGUGAAUGACUUGGAUUCUGGUCUCAAUGGGAAAGUGAUUUGCUCCAUAAGUGAGGAUGUUCCUUUUGCUUUGUCGCCAUCAUCACAAGACAAAAUGUAUUCUUUAGUGACCAAAGCGUCUUUAGACAGAGAGAAAAUGUCCAAAUAUGACAUAUCAGUAGUUGCAAGAGAUGCUGGUCAACCUGCACGCUCAACUGAAAAGACAAUUAAUGUUCUCAUUUCAGAUGUGAAUGAUAACAGUCCAGAGUUUUUAUCCAGUCCUUACACUUUUUAUGUUACCGAGGGCAACAAUGCAGGGGCCCCCAUCUUUUCUGUUAAAGCUUUUGAUCGUGAUGACAAUGAGAAUGCUAAAAUUUCAUAUCAUAUUGUUAGAUAUGGAAAAGAUGACAACAAACUGUCGUCAUUUCUCAGUAUAAAUAGUGAAAAUGGACAAAUAUCAGCUUUAAAAAGUUUUGACUUUGAGACGGUAAAAAGUUUCCAAUUCCAAGUGGUGGCCACCGAUGGUGGAAGUCCUCCACUGAGCAGCAACGUGACAGUGAAGGUGUUCAUUCUGGAUCAGAACGACAACGCUCCAGUCAUCCUGUAUCCAGUCAGUUCCAACGGUUCUGCCGAAGGGGUGGAGGAAAUUCCCCGCAACCUGAAAGCAGGAGACUUGGUGACUAAAGUCCGAGCCUUUGACGCCGAUAUCGGAUAUAACGGCUGGCUGCUGUUUUUGCUGCAGCUAGUGAGUGACCACAGUCUGUUUACUUUGGACCGCUACACGGGCCAGAUCCGAACACUUCGCUCCUUCACGGAGACGGAUGAGGCUGAGCAUCGACUGCUCAUCCUGGUCAAAGACAACGGCAACGUUUCACUCUCGGCAACAGCUACUGUGACCGUCAAACUCGUGGAGCCCAAAGAAGCUUUUGCGGCUUCUGACACCAAAAGUGCAGCCAAGGUGGACGAGGAGGACAAUGUGACUUUUUAUCUCAUCGUCACUUUGGGCUCGGUGUCCCUCCUUUUUGUCAUCAGCAUCAUCGUGCUGAUCGCCAUGCAGUGCUCCAAAUCCACAGAGUACACUUCCAAAUAUCUGCAAGACGCCAAUUAUGAUGGCACGCUGUGUCACAGCAUCCAGUACAGAUCAGGAGACAAGCGCUACAUGCUAGUCGGACCCAGAAUGAGUAUCGGUUCGACCGUAGUCCCGGGCAGCCACGCCAACACUUUGGUGCUCCCUGACAGGAGACACACUUCGGGGGAGGUAAGACACAAUCGAUUUGUACCUCUGGGUUUCUCUGAAUUGUUACUUUUUUAAAGGAACGUUUUUGUUUGAGUA